This is a messenger RNA of Lucilia cuprina (Australian sheep blowfly), 2427 nucleotides long. RefSeq names its product ATP-binding cassette sub-family D member (gene ABCD). Gene Ontology annotation, molecular function: ATP hydrolysis activity; long-chain fatty acid transmembrane transporter activity; ABC-type transporter activity. Gene Ontology annotation, biological process: fatty acid beta-oxidation; peroxisome organization; very long-chain fatty acid catabolic process. The coding region runs from base 140 to 2344 and encodes 734 amino acids. The record is from RefSeq and is a predicted model, not a curated record. The transcript is spliced from 7 exons. Lineage: Eukaryota; Metazoa; Arthropoda; Insecta; Diptera; Calliphoridae. Gene Ontology annotation, cellular component: peroxisomal membrane.
UAAUUUGGCAUCAUUUGUUUAGUUUUAGAUUUUUACCUAUUGGAAUAUUUUUAACAAUGUUGUGGGAGCUGUGAAAUUAUAUAAUUUUUUUAAAAAUAGUUCGUAAACAUAACAAGAAAUAAUAACGCUGUAAAUAAAAAUGGCUGUUUUUUCAAAAUAUCUCGAUCGAGUGGCAGAUAGACUAGAUCAAGCAGGCUUACCGAAAACCACUCUUAGCCAUGUUUUAGUUGGUGCCGCAAUUGCCGCAUGGACAAUAAAAUUAACAUAUCCUAUGUUAAAGAAUAAAAAAACAAAGAACGAAACAAAUGUAGAUAAAAUAAAUAAUAAUCGAACUGGAAAAAAUCAUGGAGCCUUAACACCACCUCAAACGGAAGUGAGCGAAGAUGACGAAUCUAAAUUGGCGGAAGCUGAGAAACUGUUAGUGGAGCAACAAAUGAAAAAUCAGAAAAACAAAAACAUUUUAGAACCUGGUCUUAAUAAAGAAUUUGUAAAUCAACUAACUACGUUGUUAAAAAUUAUGAUACCAAAGCCAUUCUGCUACGAAACUGGCCUUUUAAGUGUGCACACGCUGUGUCUAAUAUCAAGAACUUUUCUUAGUAUAUAUGUAGCUGCUUUGGAGGGUGCCAUUGUCAAGUAUAUCGUACGCAAAGAUGUUCGUCAAUUUGCUAUAGUACUACUUAAAUGGUUUGGGAUUGCUAUACCAGCUACCUUUGUCAAUUCAAUGAUACGUUUCUUAGAAAGUAAAUUAUCGCUGGCAUUCAGAACACGUUUGGUCCGCCAUUCUUAUCGUUUAUAUUUUAAAAAUCAAAACUACUAUCGAGUAUCAAACCUGGAUGGUCGUAUCGAAAAUGCUGAUCACAGACUUACUGAAGACAUUUCUGUGUUCGCAAGUUCCAUUGCUCAUUUGUACAGUAGCCUCACCAAGCCAUGUUUUGAUCUUAUGCUUAUCGGACUAGCUUUAAUGCGAUCAUCCCAAAAAAUGAAAUCAAAUAUUUUUUCAGGUCCUGCAUUAUCAAUAACCGUAAUUUCACUAACAGCUCAUAUAAUGAGAGUAGUUUCUCCGAAAUUCGGGCAAUUAGUAUCUGAAGAAGCUAAUCGUUACGGCUAUCUACGUCACAUACAUUCGCGUAUUAUAACGAACGCAGAAGAAAUAGCUUUUUAUGGCGGUCACAAGGUGGAACUGCAACAACUUAGACAGGCCUAUAAUCGUUUGGUUAAUCAAAUGAAUACAAUAUUUACGCAAAAAUUGUGGUUUGUAAUGCUAGAGCAAUUCUUUAUGAAAUAUGUGUGGUCAGGUACAGGCAUGGUUAUGGUUUCUCUACCAAUAUUAACUGGUGCUGUUGCAAGCAAAUCAACAACCUCCGCAAAUAAUGAUUCUACAGUUAGUGAACGUACUCAGUACUUAACGACAGCAAGGAAUUUGUUGAUUUCUGCAGCCGAUGCUAUUGAACGUUUAAUGUCUUCAUAUAAAGAAGUUGUUGCACUGGCUGGCUAUACAUGUCGUGUGGCGGGAAUGCUCGAAGUAUUUGAAGAAACCGCUCAAGGAAUCUACAGUAAAACCACUGUCGCAGAAAGCAAUGAAUGCCAGGGUAUUAUUGAAUUCCGAAAUGGUAAACCAAUAGCUAAAGGUCGUAUUAUUUAUAAGAUGGAUGCCGAUAUGUCAAUUUCUCUUAUUGCUGUACCUGUCGUUACACCCAAUUGUGAUGUGGUGGUACCAUGUUUAAAUUUAAGCAUAGAACCGGGCAUGCAUUUACUUAUAACUGGGCCAAAUGGUUGUGGUAAAUCCAGUUUAUUCCGUAUUUUAAGUGGACUGUGGCCAAUAUAUUCGGGAGAAUUGCAUAUUCCUCAACCAAUUGAGGGAAAACCUUGUAUGUUCUAUAUACCACAACGUCCAUACAUGUCAAUUGGUAGUCUUUGUGAUCAAAUCAUCUAUCCCGAUUGUCGGGAAAAUAUGUUACGGAAGGGCAUAACAGAAAACGAACUAAGAUCCAUAUUAAAAUUGGUUUCCUUAGAACAUUUAGUCCAAAGGGAUGGUUUCGAUGUUAUACGUGAUUGGAAAGAUAUUUUAUCAGGUGGAGAAAAGCAACGCAUGGCUGUAGCCCGACUUUUCUAUCAUAAACCGAAAUAUGCCUUAUUAGAUGAAUGUACUAGUGCAGUAUCAAUUGACGUAGAAAGUUCAAUUUAUGAAACUGCUAUAAGCAUGGGUAUUACGCUCUUGACCAUCACACAUCGACCGACGUUAUGGAAAUUUCACACACAUAUAUUAGAAUUUGAUGGCCAAGGUGGUUGGAGUUUCCGUCCAAUGGAAGCCAAUGAGCAACAGAGACAGUUCCCAAUACAUUAAAUGUUAUUUCGUUUUGUAUUAUAAUUAGUUUUUAAGUUUUGUUUUAUAUUUGUACAAUAUAAUUAGAGUAAAUUUAUUGUAAA